CGCAAAAGUUCUAAGUUCACACAUGAGGACAAAUUCCCAAACUUCGUUUUGGCACAUUUUGCCAGAUUAUGGUUUAAUUAAAACAUAAUAUAUUGACUACAGGGAAACCCUGGACAUUCACCAUGAAGUCUAGAUUUACAACGAUUGAUUUGCGAGUGGCUAUUGCCGAGUUGGGCACUAGGUUAAUGGGUCUUCGAGUCAUCAACAUUUACGAUAUCAACAGUAAAACAUAUCUCAUUAAACUGCAAGGCACUGACAAGAAAGAGAUGCUCUUCGUUGAAUCUGGAAACCGUCUGAACAGCACGGAUUUUGACUGGCCCAAGAGUAACAUGCCGUCCAACUUCAGCAUGAAACUCAGGAAACAUCUAAGGAGCAGACGCUUGACUCAGUUACGUCAGCUGGGUUUAGAUCGAGUUGUUGAUAUGCAGUUUGGAUCCGAUGAAGCUGCCUACCAUCUUAUUGUGGAGUUAUAUGACAGAGGUAAUGUUAUCCUAACAGACCAUGAAUACAUCAUCUUGAAUCUACUGAGAACAAGACAAGAAAGUGAGGAUGUGCGGUUUGCUGUCAGGGAGAAAUAUCCGCUAGACAUAGCCAUGAAGCCAGCACCACUCCCAGAACCAAAUCGGUUGAAGGAAAUCUUGGAAAAUGGCAAACAAGGAGACUUCGUCCGGAAAAUCCUUAAUCCACAUUUUGUGUUCGGGCCAGCUGUGAUUGACCACUGUUUGCUCAAACAAGGAUUUCCAGCAGGUGUCAAAAUGAACAAAGACUUCAAUGUUGACGAAGAAAUUCCCAAGCUGUUGUUGGCCCUUAAGGAAGCAGAAGAAUUAAUGGAACAGUCCGGUCAUUCACAUGAGAAGGGCUACAUUAUACAGAAGAAAGAGAAGAAACCGACAGCAGUUGCUGGAAGUGAAGAUGCAGAGUUACUUGUAUACAAUGAAUAUCACCCGUUUCUGUACAAACAGCAUGAGUCCUGCCCUUACCUUGAGCUUGAGUCAUUUAAUAAGGCGGUGGAUGAAUUUUUCUCCAAGUUGGAGAGUCAGAAAGCUGAUGUAAAGGUUCUUCAACAGGAAAAAGACGCCCUGAAGAAGCUGGAGAACGUCAAGAAAGAUCAUGAGAAACGUCUUGAUCAGCUGGCCAAAGCUCAGGAUGUUGAUAGGCGGAAGGGAGAGCUGAUUGAGACUAAUCUGCCAUUGGUGGAUCAGGCCAUCAAGGUUGUCCGUAGUGCUAUAGCUAAUCAGAUUGACUGGAUGGAGAUCAAUAACAUCAUCCAUGAAGCUCAAGCUCAGCAAGAUCCCGUCGCCCUAGCCAUCAAGAGUCUGAAACUGGACGUCAAUCACAUCACCAUGAUACUCAAAGAUCCCUAUGAAGUUGAUGAGGAUGAUGAUGAAGAUAAAUCCAGUAAAAAGCAAAAGAAGAAAGAUAAAACCAACUAUAUAGACAUUGACCUUGGUCUGUCUGCAUACGCCAAUGCUAGAAGGUUUUAUAUUCAGAAGAAGUUUUCCAAGAAGAAGGAGCAGAGAACUGUGGAUGCGUCUCAAAAGGCAAUUAAAUCAGCUGAACGCAAGACAAAGCAAGCAUUAAAAGAUGUAGCAACAGUAGCUAGCAUCAAUAAGACAAGGAAGACAUACUGGUUUGAGAAGUUUUACUGGUUCAUCAGUUCAGAGAAUUACUUAGUCAUUGCUGGAAGAGACCAACAACAGAAUGAAAUGAUCGUCAAGAAGUACCUCACACAAGGUGAUGUGUAUGUGCAUGCUGAUCUACACGGUGCUAGUAGUGUGAUUAUCAAGAAUCCAUCAGGAGGUCCAGUACCACCAAAGACACUCCAUGAGGGUGGAGUAAUGGCUGUGUGUUACAGUGUAGCAUGGGAUGCUAAGGUUGUUACUAGCGCCUGGUGGGUCAACAAUGAUCAGGUUUCGAAGACUGCUCCAAGUGGAGAGUAUCUUACAACUGGUAGCUUCAUGAUCAGAGGAAAGAAGAAUUACCUUCCUCCAGCUCAGCUGAUGAUGGGCUUUGGUUUCUUGUUCAAGUUGGAUGAGUCUAGUUUAUUGAGACACAAGGAUGAGAGGAGAAUACGGACCCUAGAGGAGGAGGAGAUGUCAAUGGCUGAUGAAAGGUCAACGGUUGAUGGCUCAGUGGAUGAUGAAGAAAUACCUCUUCAAGAUGAAGGUGAUGAAGACAGUGAAGAUGAGAAGACACAGGAAGAACCGGCCAUGAAGAUGGAGGACAUCGUGGAGGCAGAAGAAGAAGAUGGAGAACCUCAGGAUGAAGUCAACGAUAAGCCACUAAUGGCAGAGAGUAGUUCAGAUGAUGACACUGCCUAUCCAGAUACAGCCAUUCCACUUUAUCAUGUUCAAGGAGCUAAGUCAGAGGUACAGAGGUCACGAGGGUCAAGUGUUCUGAGCUCUGGAAGCUACCAUUCUAAUGAAGGGGAGAUAGAGACGGUAUACCUUGGUGAUGACCAACCCAUAAUACUUGGUGUUAGCAAAACCAACAAACAACAGAAUCAAAAACAGUACUUGUCUGCCAAACAGAAAAGGCAAAUGAAGAAACAGCAAAUCAAAAAGCAAAAUGAAGACAUCAAUGAAGAUGAUGCCAAGAAGGAAGAUGUAGAUAUGAAAGAGAUUGUGGAUGGCAUCACGUUGGAGACACAAAUACCAAGAGAACAUGACGAGACUCGAAUCCCAAGACUUGAAGAUGUAGAAGAUGAUGAGGAGGAACAAGAAGAUCAAGCAGCGGCUCAAAGAGGCAAUGUUGAAGUUUCAACACAACCUGCACAGGUCAAACGAGGUCAGAAGAAUAAAUUAAAGAAGAUUAAACAGAAGUAUAAAGAUCAAGAUGACGAGGAGAGAAGACUCAAGAUGGAAAUCUUGGCCUCAGCUGGAGCUCCCAGGGAACUAAAAGGAAAGAAAGCCAAGCAAGCUCGGAAACAACAACUCCUUGAGGAGAAGCAUCAACAGAUGAAACAGAAAUAUCAGCAGAAGAAGAAACAAGGAGGCGGGAAACAGCAGCAGCAGCGAGAUGGUGGUGUCUUGGAGAGGACGGCAGGAGAAGAUGCAACCGAGAUGGAGGGAAAGAUGCAGGGAAUGAGUGUCGAGGAGGAACAAGAUGAAGAUAUGAUCCAGCCAGUUGCCUUCAAGCAUUCAUGGAAUAAGGAGGAGGCUGCUGGGGAGGCUUCAGACGAAGAGAAAGACCAAUCUCAACUCAUGACGGAAAGUUUGAAUAUUGUGGACACGUUGACUGGAUGUCCUCAUGCUGAAGAUUUGUUAAUGUUCAGUCUACCAAUAUGUGCUCCAUACUCUGUUAUGCAUAACUACAAGUUUAAAGUCAAGUUAACUCCAGGAACAGGCAAAAGAGGAAAAGCUGCAAAGGCUGCUCUUCAUAUGUUCCAGUUCUCUAAGGACACAGUGAGCAGAGAGAAGGAUCUUUUUAAGAGUGUGAAGGACACAGAUUUGUCUAGGAAUUUGCCUGGAAAAGUAAAAGUGUCGGCUCCAAACCUUCAGAAGGCCAAGUCAAAGAAAAAGAAAUAGUUGGGACGUUAACAUUGAUUUAAUCAAGAGGAUGUACAUUUGUGCAGAUCGUACUACUAAAUUACAUUAUUUGAUUCAUUGGAAUAAUCAACCACUGUGGUUUCUAAUAAUAGAAAUCAUACACUGGAGGUAAUUACACAGUACACAGUCAACCCUCCAACUAUCUGACCAUUCAAUAUAACCCACUGUGGUUCUGAAUGAUAUAUAAACUAUGCCAGCCUUCAGUAUGACAUCUGCAGUUCACAGUCAACCCUCCUAUUGUUUGACCAUUCAAUAUCUUCCUUUGUUGUUUUGAAUGAUGAGUUAUGCCAGGCUGCAAUGUGACAUCAUGUGUUGAAUGCAUCUACAUAUUACGCAGUCAACGCUCCCACUGUCUGACAAUUAAGUAUCAUCCACUGUGGUUUUGAAAGGUAGUAGGGUUAAUUUAAUUCCUGCACAACUUCCUAUGGAACUUUGGAAGUUGACUAUUGUCUUUUUAUUUUGCGUUGAAUAACAACUUGGAUAAUUGCUUAUGCCACAUGUCACUUUGUCUUAUGUCACAUGUUGUUUUUUGUUUGUUUUGGGGUUUAUUUCUUAUGGGUGGGGGAGGGACUGGUUGAAGGUUGGGUCGUACUUUGUUAAGUACCCUAAAAUGAAUGAUUAUAAAAACUUACUUGAUGAGGAGCACUGUAGCUGUUGAUCGUAUAAAAUUUUCUGAGAAAGGAUUCCUUUCGAAGUAGUUCAUUCCCUGAAUCAUUUCUGAGAGUUGGUGCCGGGUCGCAAAUGCUCAGGGCACAAAAACUUGCUAGGCACAGAUAGAUCUUGCUUAACAGUUCUCAGCUGUGAACAGUUUGAUGAAACUUGACCCUAGCCAGAGAUGCAGUUUGUACCUGCUGUUGCCUCGCAAACAUAUACUGCUUUGAUGUUGGAGUAACAUUUUUCUAGUAAUUUGGUCAGCAAGAUUAGUCAGGCAGACAACUUUUUUCUCUUUUUGGUUUUUCAGCUGCGCCAACAAAAAUUGAAAACGCAGGCAAAAUCUGACGCUUCUUUAUUUUUGAAAACUAUUUUAUUGUGCUAUGUAGCUUCAAGAAUUUGGCUCCAGGCAGGUGAUGAUAAUAAGAAAAGUUUUUUUAUGUUUUAUUUUAUUGCCUUUUUUUCUUCUAAUUUCUCAGGGCAUGGUGGGUAUUUGGAUAUACUUUAUCCUUCUUUGGUUAGUCAUUUACCACAAGUUUAACAUUUUGAUCAAAGUACAACACUUUAAAUUACUUCAGCUCUUUGGUAACAUUUUAAAAGUUGUAUUUAAUAAUGUACAUUGACAAAUAAACUAUAGGCCUAGACCUAAUAGUUUUGAAAAUUA
Molecule: messenger RNA, 4863 nt
Organism: Asterias rubens (European starfish)
Lineage: Eukaryota; Metazoa; Echinodermata; Asteroidea; Forcipulatida; Asteriidae
Product: nuclear export mediator factor NEMF-like
Exons: 35
Coding region: 123-3527 (1134 amino acids)
Biological process (GO): rescue of stalled cytosolic ribosome; ribosome-associated ubiquitin-dependent protein catabolic process
Cellular component (GO): RQC complex
Molecular function (GO): tRNA binding; ribosomal large subunit binding
Source: RefSeq, a predicted model, not a curated record